Molecule: messenger RNA, 5198 nt
Organism: Pseudophryne corroboree (corroboree frog)
Lineage: Eukaryota; Metazoa; Chordata; Amphibia; Anura; Myobatrachidae
Gene: CREB3L3
Product: cAMP responsive element binding protein 3 like 3
Exons: 11
Coding region: 278-1573 (431 amino acids)
Biological process (GO): regulation of transcription by RNA polymerase II
Cellular component (GO): nucleus
Molecular function (GO): RNA polymerase II cis-regulatory region sequence-specific DNA binding; DNA-binding transcription factor activity, RNA polymerase II-specific
Source: RefSeq, a predicted model, not a curated record
GGGCAGCCAUCUUAGAGAACAUCCAGCGGCUGGCAGUGAGGAGAAGUGCUGCGCUAUUUUACCUGGCCCUGACUACUGUUCCCGGUGACCAGAGGGGAGAGUGGCAGAAGGAGAGUAGCUGUGUGUCUUCCCCCAACAUCUCGGAGCCUGACCCAGCAUGUGGUCAGCAGGAGAAGGACAGCUGUAGGAGGAAGGAGGGAGAGACCUGAAAUAGGAUCCCACCAAUCAGAAAACUGUACAACUUCCCCAGGAUACCAAUGAAUAUGGGCAGAAUAGCAUGCAGAGUGUGGAGCUUCUAGACCUGCUGUUUGAUUUCCAGGAUGGUAUUCUUCGCCAUGAAUAUUCAACUGCAGAGCCAUUCUGGACUAGCUCUGAGCCUAGCAUUCCUACUCAGGACGAGGAUGCAUUUUUGUCUUUACUAAUGGUAUCUGAUGACUCCCCAUCAAACUCAAAUCUCUGGUCACCGGCAGCUAGCGACAGUGGAGUAUCUGAAGAUGCCCAAUCAGAUCAACAGGACAGUCCUUUCCAGUACCAGUAUACAGACUCUUGCCAUGUGAUGCCCAACCUGAGGGAUCCUCAAGAACCAGAUGUAUCUAUAGAUCUGAGUGAGCAUGCAGACAUGUGGACAGGACAGCUAAGCCAUGAGGCUAAUCCUAAAAUACCAUCUCAGAUAGAGAUGUCUUAUCCUCUGACUGUAAAAGAUCUUCUGCUAUCAAGUAGUUUUGACAUGCAGCAAACCUACACUCUUCCACUGACUGGUCGUAAUGGCGGAAACUGUGGAGAGUUAGUACUAACGGAAGAUGAAAAGAAACUUCUCUCAAAGGAAGGAGUAAUGCUGCCUACUCAGCUGCCACUCACCAAGUAUGAAGAACGUGUCCUUAAAAAAAUACGUCGCAAGAUCCGGAACAAACAAUCAGCUCAAGAAAGUCGAAAAAAGAAGAAAGAAUACAUGGAUGGACUGGAGACCAGGAUGUCUGCAUGCACAGCCCAGAAUCAGGAGCUUCAGCGUAAAGUUCUUCAGCUGGAGAAACACAACAUGUCCCUUCUUGAGCAACUGCGCAAACUUCAGUCCUUGGUCUCCCAGUCUGCAGGAAAGGCAGCUCAGACAGGCACCUGUGUGGCAGUACUAUUGCUGUCUUUCUCUCUAAUCAUCUUCCCCUCCAUGAGCCAAUUUACAAGAAACAAAAACCAAGAGGGCAAUGAUUUCCUUCCUGUCAGAGUCUUCUCCAGAUCCUUGCAUAACGCUGCCUCCUCCAGGAUAUUUAAUUUACCGAGUGAGAGCAGAGACGCCACACACUGGGCGGGUCCAGGAAACCAGGCACAAAACAAAGAACUGAAGUCACUAAGAAAAUAUCUGGAUGCAGUUUGGUCUAACCAUACACGACAGUUUAUGGAAGAAGAUACAGUCAAACUGAAGAAUCAGACAAGGCUGACAAAUACAAAGACUGUUUUAGAUAAAGAGAGCAGUAACAUAGAAAUAGUGAGUGGUGGCACGAAGGAUGAUUCUGCGACACAACAGGUGAUAACACAGGUGUUUUGGAAAGAGCCCUUGAAACAAGAGGGAGAGCUGUAAAUACACAGAAAAUAUAAAUGAGAGGGUGUGUGAAUGUAAGACCACAUAAUCAGAGCAUUUAACCAGACAUAUGAUCAAGGUUUACAACUCGUGUAGUCAAAAGAACCAGCUAGUCCAUAUUUGGAAGAACAGCGAGAGCAUACAUUUCAUAAUUUGUUUUUGUAAAUUGAAGGAUGUUUUUAUAUCCAAAAGGGAAUGCUCUUGCAAGGAAAUGUAGCCCAAUAAACAAAACUUAAGAUGAAGAAAUGACAAUACAUCCAUGAAAAGCUAGAGUUAGUUACUUAUUGUAAAUAGAUGGGUUCAGUAUGAUUUACUGAUGGACACAAUACCGACUGUCAUAAUCCCGACAGUUAUUGACCUACAGUCAAAAUACCGACAUUCAUUAUACCGACAUGUUCAAAAUGCCGACAGUCAGAAUACAAACAUAUGAAAUGCUGACAUGUCAAAAUACCAACAUGAGUUUUAAUGUUUUUUGUGUCAAUGUUGACAUAGGUCGACAUGGACACCAUCUAAGUGCACCGCGUCCACUCGCCAUGCUUCGGGCACGGUGCCUCGCUGCGCUUAGCACGCUAUUAUAUUCCCCCUCCAGGUCCACUGAGAUGGUAAAGUAUGAACAAGUCUGUUUUUGGGCAGAAAUUCUUUAAAACCGCAUGUCGGCAUUUCAAUUGUCGGUAUUCUGACUGUUGGUAUAAUGAAUGUCGGUAUUUUGAUUGUAGGUCAAUGGUUGUCGGGAGUAUGAAUUACUUAAAAACAUGUCAGCAUUGUGUCAUGUCUGCAUUUCAAAUGUCGGUAUUCUAUGUCAGCAUUUUUAACAUGUCGGCAUAAUGAAUGUCUAUUGUGACCGUGUCUGUAUUUUGUAAAUCAAUGGCUGUUGGGAUUAUGAAUUCCUGAAAACCACAUGUCGGCAUUUUGACAUGUCGGCAUUUCAAAUGACGGUAUUCUGACUGUCGGCAUUUUUAACACAUCGACAUAAGAAUGAUGGGAUUAUGACCGUCGGUAUUGUGUCCUUCGGUAAAUCAAUUGCUACGCACAUAGGGGGUGAUUCCGAGUUGUUCGCUCGUUGCUGAUUUUCGCAACGGAGCGAUUAAGGCAAAAAUGCGCAUGGUUCGCAGUGCGCAUGCGGUUAGUAUUUUAACACAAAACUUAGUAGAUUUACUCACGCCCGAACGAAGAUUUUUCAUCGUUGAAGUGAUCGUAGUGUGAUUGACAGGAAGUGGGUGUUUCUGGGCGGAAACUGGCCAUUUUCUGGGUGUGUGCGGAAAAACGCAGGUGUGUCAGGGAAAAACGCUGGAGUGUCUGGAGAAACGGGGGAGUGGCUGGCCGAACGCUGGGCGUGUGUGUGACGUCAAACCAGGAACAAAACUGACUGGACUGAUCGCUAUGUGUAAGUCUCGAGCUACUCAGAAACUGCUAAGAAAUUUCUAUUCGCAAUUCUGCUAAUCUUUCGUUCGCAAUUCUGCCAAGUGAAGAUACACUCCCAGAGGAUGGCGUCCUAGCGUGUGCAAUGCUGCUAAAAGCAGCUAGCGAGCGAACAACUCGAAAUCACCCCCAUAGACAGAUACAGUAACAAUGGAAUUAUACAUUGAUUUAAAGCAAAGCGUAGCUAAACUAAAACCAAGAUUCUAAAGGGGGGUACUCACGGGAGAGAUGUGUGCUGAGCGAUCUUAACACAGACCGCUCAGCACACAUCUCUCACCCCGCUCAGCACAGCGCGAUGUGCUGAGCGAGGGGGAAAGCCGACAGGGGGCCGCUCACUUCACACAACGGUGAAGUGAGCGACCCGCUAGAUUGAGCCUGCAUGCAGCUCAAUCUAGCAUCGGCGAUAGCGAUGCGCGGGGCCGCGCAUCGCUAUCGCUGGAGGGCAUACACACGGCAGAUCCGUGCUUAAAAUCUAAGCAAUCUAGCAAGAUUGCUUAGAUUUUAAGCACGGAUCUCUCCGUGUGCACCGCCUUAAUGCUUUAAACUGAUUUCAGACAUUAUCCUUUAUGGGUGGGUCUCUUAAUCGGGACACUAAAAUAGUAAUUGAUUAACCCCAACUGACCGUAUUUGGCACUCAAGUCUGACGAUUUUCAAAGGUUUUUAAUCGUAUCUUGGGCUAAUUAUUUAGAUAAUAAAUUGACACAUUGGGAUGAUACCGUUCUAUUCUGGAGGCCGUCAAAGGCAGCCAUGUGAGGUCAUGUUAUACAGUAUAUCUCUAAGCUUAAACAGGAAUCAACAAAACAAUAUGAAGCACUACAAGGCUGCAGUUUCAGGAUUUAGGUGAGAUCAAGCCGAUCACUCUAGUACUAAUCUAGACUUAUCUUCAGAAUAAACAACUUCUUGAAUAAUUUAUAACUCUGCAGGCUAGAACUCUUCUUGACUACACUAAACAAAUGUAUUACAAAUGGGGGAAAUAGUCAGGGAAGUUACUCACACUUAUGUCUAGGCCCUGGAAGAAAUGCUCCUUUCUGCAGUAACUGCUAUUAAGGAUCCCUUUCUAGAAAGAAUUUAUGCUGCCACUAUAUAUUUUCCCAUUUUCACAUUUAUUAUAUUACUUUAUACCAGUCUAUUAUUCCUGAGGGAGGAAGUUUCAAGAAUGGAUGCUUUUUGGGCUGCUCAAUUGCCCAAACUGACACCGCAACGGGAUAUUUUAUGUAGGGACAUUUCGGAGAAGGAAUUGCAUAAAGUAACAGAAAAUUUGCUUCCGCAUAAAUCUCCUGUACCAGACGUAUUUUCCGGCAUUUAUUAUAAGUUAUAAAAACCUGAUUUAACACCUACAUUACUGGAAUUAUCUAAUAGGAUGUAAUUUAUGAUACUACUACCUGAUGAUGAGUGGCCAUACUAUCUAUUACAUUAUUAUAAUACUCCAGUCAUUUCAGUACACAGGCUGGAUUUGAAUGUGAUGUAUUAUUCAUUUAGCACAGAAUCAGAGAGAAUUUGUGGGAGCAGGUGUGUGUGACAAGUCAUAUGUAACCCUUUACAUUUGCUAAUUAUAUCUUGCAAAUGUUAUUUUUUUUUUCUCCUUUUACUAUGUCCUAUACAUUUUUUAUUUGUAAAUAAAGAUAUUUUCUGACAACAUUCAGAAAUAUAUAAAUUGACACCGUCGACAUUGAGCUAUACAUAGAAAUAAAAUUCUAUGGCAUAUAUUUACGAAUGUGUACUUUUUUUUGGAAGUGGAGAUGUUGCCCAUAGCAACCAGAUUCUAGCUAUUAUCUUCUGAAGCAGCUAGAUCAGGCAUUCCCAACCACGUUCCUCAAGGCACACUAACAGUGCAGGUUUUAGUGAUAUCCAGGCUUCAGCACAGGUGACUUAAUUAGUAGCUCAGCUAUUUUGAUUUAACCAUCUGUGCUGCAGCCUGGAUAUCACUAAAACCUGCACUGUUGGUGUGCCUUGAGGACCGUGGUUGGGAAUGCAGGAGCUAGAUAAAUGUUAAGUGGGAUCUGAUUGGUUGCUAUCGGCAACAACUCCACUUAAAAAAAAAGCCCAAAAUACUUCACACCUUACUAUAUAUACUCCCAUGACUGUUAAAGGAAGUUAUAGAAAAUCACAGUUUUAACAAUGUUUGCUUCUAGCUGGGGACACAGGAAAAUGCCCAUUAUGCUCAUGUCAACUUACACAGUAACAUUAAAAUUGCAUUUUAAACUUU